Molecule: messenger RNA, 2103 nt
Organism: Penicillium pulvis
Lineage: Eukaryota; Fungi; Ascomycota; Eurotiomycetes; Eurotiales; Aspergillaceae
Product: ASCC2 family CUE domain-containing protein
Exons: 1
Coding region: 1-2103 (700 amino acids)
Molecular function (GO): ubiquitin binding
Source: RefSeq, a predicted model, not a curated record
AUGACGGGGUUCCCACCAUUGGCCCCGGUACCCUCCCCCGCAGUCCGGAGGAGCAUCCCAUCUAAUGACUGGGAAGCAUGCCUGGAUGCAUGGAUGAUGCUGCUGAGCAUCCGUCUGAAUGCCAAUGAUCAGAAAUUUCAGCUUGCUGCUGCCGAUGAUCUUCCGGCUGUCUCGUUUCUGGAGUCUUUCUAUCAACAUGUCGCAGCAGGGGACCAGGGUCUGCAGUCUGGACCCAAAGCUCGAAAGCUUCGGAAACUUUGCUUUCUAACUACAAGGCGUUAUAUCUUGACUCUUUCAAAUCCUCCAGCUGAACUCUUUGAUUGGAGACUUCUUGGUAAUAUGUGCUGCUGUUAUUCGUCGAGCACGGCAUUGAAGACAUCUUUAUCAGAAGCAUGGAACUUGCAUCAUGACAAGAUAUCAUCUAGCAUAGAGAAAGCCAAAUCCUCUAUUAUGGAUCAACUGUCUUCAGCAAGCACUUCGUCAGUAGCCGAUACCAUCACAGACAUUCGACGAUUGACAAUAUUGGCUUCGGUAUUACCAUCUUGCGGUCAGGUCUUGAUGGCAGGCUCCGACUAUCUGGACACACUUGCAGAAAGCUACCAGUCACCAAAAGCUCGAAAUGAGCUUCGCAAGAUUCUUGUCGCCAAUCUCUAUGUGGGCCUAGUCUCAUUAUUGAAAGAAUCCUCAACCAACUUGUCGUUACUACUGGACCAGCUGUUCAGCCUAAAGUCCGCCGCAGGAGUAGGCACAACCCAAAUGAAAAACGAGGCUACAAUCCUUUCAGAUCUCAUAUGUAGCUCUGACUUGCUACAAAGGCUUGAGAAGUAUCUCAACAGCCACCCCCAAAAAAGAGGAGAAGACCUCCUCUCCAGUCUUCGCGUUUAUCAGAUAGAGUCAAAACACAAGCACCACCGGUACCAAAGACGUAAGAAGGUGGACAAGGGAAAAGGUCCAUCUUCUGGUCUACAGAUUCAAGAUGACGAGCUUCAUGCACACAAGAUGUCCCUUGUCCUGCAGGUCCAAGACCUCUUCCCAGACUUGGGCUCCGCCUUCGUGCUAAGGCUCUUAGAUGUCUACAACGACAACCCCGAAGAAGUGAUUGCCCACCUCCUGGACGACUCACUUUCCCCAGAGCUCCAAGGCUUGGAUAGAUCCGAGCAACUCGCACCCCUAGCGGAACCAGAGCACGACCACUUAGCACCUCGCCCAACACCUCCAGCAAUGUACUCGCCACCGCUGCACUCAAUACCUGAACGCAGGAACGUCUUCGAUGAAGACGUCGACAUCGCAGAACUAAGCCUCUCAGGGGAGUCCAAGGGCAAACUACGCUUCGGCCGCGCAGACCCUGAUCUCACCGCAGAUGAAGUCCUAGCAGACCGAAGUCAACACGCAACCAACAAAGCAGCCAUUCUAUCCGCACUGGCAGCAUUCGACUCAGACGAAGACGAGCGCGACGACACAUACGACGUCGCAGACGUCGGCGGCACAGUCGAUGCCGUAACAGCCGGUGUCGAUGCAGACGCCGACACCGAGGCGCGAAACCAGCGUGCAACCACAGAUAAUCUCGACAUGAUACUUCUCCGCGCUUACAAGGCCAACCCGGCGCUCUUCUCCCGUGACGCUGUAACGCGUCGCUCGCAGCCUCGCGCACAGCUAAAGCGUGAGACUAACAUGGUGGACGAGGCUAUCGAGGGCUGGGCUGUUAUGCUGGUCCGGGAUCCAAAACGUCUCACCAAACUUGAAAACCGACUUGCUGAUGAGUUGGGUGGUUCCACUGGUGGAUCGCUGAACCAGCCGACUCUCUCUUCUACGUCAUAUCGGAAGCCGCGUACUGGGGAUGAUGAAGACUCUACCGAGGGGGAGUCGUCUGGUCCUUCGGGUCGUGGGGGACACGCACAUGAUAGAGGUAGAGGUGGACGUGGUCGUGGAAGAGGUGGAAGAGGUGGACGGGGUGGUGGACCAUCUCAACCUGGGGGCGAAGGGCAGCAGAGUACACCGGCAGCAAACAGGAGGAAGGAGGAGAACAAAGCCAGCAGGGCUAAUCAUAAUAGGCGCCAGCAGCGGGCAAAGAAGAUUGCGCGUGGAGGCGGCUUGCCGGGAUGA